Podarcis muralis (Common wall lizard) is the source of this 3664-nucleotide messenger RNA. It is a transcript of the gene GALE, whose product is annotated as UDP-galactose-4-epimerase. Gene Ontology annotation, biological process: beta-D-galactose catabolic process via UDP-galactose, Leloir pathway. Gene Ontology annotation, molecular function: UDP-glucose 4-epimerase activity. Gene Ontology annotation, cellular component: cytosol. The record is from RefSeq and is a predicted model, not a curated record. Lineage: Eukaryota; Metazoa; Chordata; Lepidosauria; Squamata; Lacertidae.
GUGACGAUGUCGGAAAAGAUCCUUGUGACGGGCGGAGCCGGCUACAUCGGGAGCCACUGCGUUCUGGAACUGGCUGAGGCCGGAUACACCCCUGUGGUCCUUGACAAUUUCCACAAUGCCAUCCGAGGGGGCAGCACGGUCCCCGAGAGUAUUCAGCGGGUGGAGGAGAUCGUGGGCAAGAAGAUCCCAUUCCAGGAACUGGAUGUCCUCGAUGAGGCAGGUCUCCACAACCUCUUCAAGAAGCACAAUUUCUCUGCCGUGAUGCAUUUUGCAGGCCUCAAGGCUGUGGGAGAGUCUGUCCAGAUGCCGCUGGAAUAUUACAAAGUGAACCUGACUGGGACCAUCCGAUUGCUGGAGGCCAUGAAAGAGCACGGGGUCAAGAACAUUGUGUUCAGCAGCUCAGCCACAGUAUACGGGGACCCGGCCUACCUCCCCCUUGACGAAAACCACCCUGUGGGAGGCUGCACAAACCCUUAUGGGAAAUCCAAGUAUUUCAUCGAGGAGAUGAUCCGAGACUUGUGCAAAGCAGAGCCGGACUGGAACGCGGUUCUCCUGCGAUACUUCAACCCCAUUGGAGCCCACGAGUCGGGGAGGAUUGGCGAGGACCCCCAGGGCACCCCAAACAACCUGAUGCCCUACGUUGCUCAGGUGGCUGUGGGGCGCCGAGAGUACCUGAGUGUAUUUGGGGAUGACUAUGAUACAGUGGAUGGGACUGGCGUCCGGGAUUACAUCCACGUGGUGGACCUGGCCAAAGGCCACAUUGCGGCUUUGAAGAAGCUCAAGGAGAACUGUGGCUGCAAGAUAUACAACCUUGGAACCGGCACCGGCUGCUCAGUCCUGCAAAUGGUGAAGGCAAUGGAGAAGGCGUCGGGAAGAGAGAUAAACUACAAGAUUGUUGCACGUCGGGAAGGAGACAUCGCCUCCUGUUACGCCAACCCUGCCCUAGCUGAACGGGAGCUGGGCUGGAAAGCUGUUUUUGGCCUGGACAAAAUGUGUGAGGACUUGUGGAGGUGGCAGUCACAGAACCCCACUGGCUACAGCAAGAACUAGCGCCUGGAAGAUGUUGCCUGUCCUCCCCAGUGCGUGGCUGCCAUGACCCAAGGACAGUUCCAAGGGCUGUUUUGCAUUUCACUCAGGGAAGAUGGUGGUUCCUGCUCGUUCCUUCCCCUGCCCUUCUUCUCCCUUUUCAUAAGAGACCAAAUAGACUCAGGAAGGGGAAGAUUAUCUUGGCCUUUUGCUGUACCCAUUUCUUUAACUCUCUUGUGCCUUCUCCCUGAACCUUCUCUGCCAGCCAGGUUGGUACCAAACAGGGAGCAAGGAGCUCUGACCCUCCCAUUGAGUGGGAAGACUGACAAAUAAAAAGUGUCAAUGGGAGCCCAUGGAGGAUGUCAAGCUCCCCUCACUGGGGACAAACUUGGUUUCUUUGGUUUUAAAGAGUCCACCCUCUGCUGCCAGGUUCUUGAGAUGUCCUGAUGGAUGCAGGCUGCUCCAUGAGGUUCUGAGCUGUGGGAAGAGGCUGCAUGGAGGUACAAGUGUUAAAAUGUAGUUGGAAAACGACAGCUAGGUCCAUGGAGCCUUGUCGUUUGCUCCCUGGCUUCCCAUUUCUAAAUUGUAAUGCCGUCUGUAAAUCAGAGGUGGGGAACCUGUGGCCCUUUGGAUGUGGCUGCACUACAGCUCAUCAUCAUCCUGGACCACUGGCUGUGCUGGGAGUUAGCCGUCCAGCAGGUUCACUAAUACCGAUGUGACAAAGCAGUAGCAGGAGAGAAGUACACCAACUCUUUGGCAGGUGAACUUUCAGGCUUAUAGUUUGGUGCAGCUUUGAGGCCAUGCUAGGUCAAGUGACCCUUUGCAGGGUGGUCCACAGACUGCCAGGCGUCACUGAGGCCGUGAGGCUGGGAUGAAAAUCAAGAGAGGAGAAAGAGGGGCGUCAGUUCCGAGGGCAUGUCUACCACUGUGGGAAAAUGUGCUUUUCAGAUUAGAUCAAGGGGUGCCCCCCCAGAAAGCUUUGGACAGCAACUCCUAUCAUUCCCGAGUAUCGGCUGUGCUGCCUGGAGCUGAAGUCCACAACAGCUGGAUGCCACCAGGAUAGGGAAAUCUGGUUUGCACUGUUACUCUUCAACAGGGCAAGGGGCUGCUCCUAAGCAAACUUGGAGGGGACAAAUACUGCAGCUGAAUAGGAAUGUAGUAACCUUUUGAAGUAUCUUCUAGCAGACAGAGGCUAAGCAAAUGGUCGCUGUAAAGGUCAAGCCCAAACUAUAAUUAAUGCUGGCUUUAGGGCUGUAGCUGCAGUGGAUGCGGAAGGAGGUGGAAUCCCAGCGUGAACUGCACUAGAUAAUGAGGCAAAUAGCUGACCUCUCAUUAAGCAUAAUUGCGCUUGUGUAGCCCCAUAAAAACCAGAAUCCAGAGAGUCCUGUAAAAUUCAGAGCUGGCUACAAUAUUGCUAUUACUCUUCCCCUAGGGUGAAGAUGAGUGCCAAGGACUCACAGAAUGGCCCUUUCUUGCAGAGUUUUGGUGAGAAGCGGGCCGAUCCGGUGGCAGUGGAAGUGAGGGGCAGGCAGUGUAUGGUGGUGGAGCAGGGCAGGGGACAGCACAUUCACGUUUUAAUUCAGGUGCGCCACAGAAUGGGCCACUCCUAGUUCAUUGAGCUUAGGCUGUGUGGCAUAGGGGCCAGAUCCCUAACUGGAGGGGGGGGGGAAGCACUUCCUAAGCUCCUCUUUGGUGUUCAUUGUAACUGUGACAGUUGAUGCAAAAAUCCGUUCAUUUAUUUGGUCAAGUAGAGACACAGGCUGUGGUCAGCCUGGAAACUCAAAAGCCUAGUCUUGCACCAGCUAGCUCAGCUCAUCAUCACACUUGGAUUUCUUUGCAAUUGCCCUCCUGCAAUGCCUGAUGAUCAGUGUACCAUCCCUACUACCAGAGAUCAGCCUUCCUCUUUCUAUAUUUUAAUGUAUUCUGAGGCAGGACAUGUUUUCCUAAACCAGCCACAUUUCUUGUCCCCAUUGGAACCAAUUAUUUUGGCCUCUCUAGUGAUCAUCCACCAGAAGUUUAUAAGUAGCAAUCUCUGAAGCAUUAUGAAAUUUUUUGGUGGUGUACGGAUUAAAGAAGAAAAGAAACCAGUUGCAAAAAUGGAGCAUCAGCUAGGAUUUGCUUGGUGGAAUAAGUUCCCCUUUCUGGUCUGCCUUUAUCUGUUACAACUAACUCGAAUUCACACAGCAGUUUCUGUCGCAGCCAAAUCAAAAUCCUGCUGCAGUCAUCUUGCAGCAGAUAAAUUACUCCAGUAGCAAAGUUGUGUGUAGCUCCUGCAGUGGAAAGCCAGAUUGUGCACUUAGAAGAAAUUGUGUAUAUAGCAGCUUUCACGAGUACGGAAUGUUUUAUUAGUGUAUAACUUGAGGGCAGAAAGCUUUGAGGGAAAGACCUCUACCUGAUUGACUGGAGCAAUGUCCUUCAACCAUGGCUCCCUAUCCCUUGUUGUAUCACAGCUCACAUAAUCCACAGCAAGCAUAGUUAAUAGUCAGGGAUAAUGGGAGAUGCAGCCCCAGAUGUUGGAUUACAAAAUCAAAGAACUAGAGAUUACUCUUUCUACCCUUCUGAUCUAUUUGUGUCUCUCUGUUGCAGUGCUAUUGUUGCCAUUGUGUUCCUUCCAUCUUAAAAAGGACUAAAUACUUGA